AUGUUGCUUCCUGUACCACUUUCUUCUCCUUGUUUACUUAUUUUCUGUUCCCUCUUGCAUAAUGCAGGUUGCAUUCAGCUUCCGAUAUUGCCGUGUUCCCCAGGAAGAGAGAGUGCUUGGGGCACUCUCAUAUGCUUCUCCGAGACUCGCUCAUUUCUUUCCUUGCCAAUGAAACAAGACAGUCGCAUGGCGGGAAACUCGGUGAAUCUGCCUCAUGCAACUAGAAGAAGAAGUACUUUGGCUUUCAAGUUCCUGAUACCCUUCGUUCUAGUUCUUUCAGUUUCUGUUAUUGCUGUCACCCAGUACUUCCAAAGUAUCUCCUACUUUCUGCGGCCGCUGUGGGACACACCACCAAAGCCCUUCUCCCGUAUCCCGCACUACUAUGCCCCUAACAUGUCCAUGGACCAGCUGUGUCAGCUCCAUGGCUGGGGCAUUCUCUCCUUCCCUCGCCGUGUCUUUGAUGCUGUUCUCUUCAGCAAUGAGCUCGAUAUUCUGGAAAUCCGCUACCAUGAGCUCUUUCCGUAUGUUGACAGGUUUGUCAUCCUUGAAGCGAAUGCUACCUUCACUGGCAUCCCAAAGUCACUCACCUUCUUUGAAAACCUCAACCGUUUCGCAUUUGCUAGCUCAAAGAUUGUCUAUGACAUGCUUCCCAUUGGAGAUUUGGAUCCUGAUUCUCGCCGAAUGCCCUUCCUUGUAGAAGCCGGUCACCGCCGUGCACUUAACAACCUGCUAAAAAGAUCAGGCAUUGCUGUGGGGGAUGUCUUGAUCAUGGCUGAUGCCGAUGAGAUCCCCAGUCCUGAAACCGUGCAGUUGCUGAAGUGGUGUGAUGGAAUACCGCCAAUCAUGCAUCUCGAGCUAAAAAACUAUAUGUACUCCUUUGAAUUUCAUGUGGAUCAAAACAGCUGGAGAACGACAGCGCAUGUGUUCACCGAGCGGACCAAGUAUCAACACUCCCGCCAGACCGACCUGAUGCUGGCCGACGCGGGCUGGCACUGCAGCUUCUGCUUCAGGGAGAUCAAGGAGUUUGCUUUCAAGAUGAAGGCAUACAGCCAUGCAGACCGGGUGAAACAUGACAUCUUCCUGAACCCUGACAGGAUCCAGAGAGUCAUAUGCAAUGGGGAUAACAUUUUUGACAUGCUACCUGAGGAGUACACGUUUAGUGAUCUCUUCAAGAAGAUGGGGCGGAUACCGAGGUCAGCGUCCGCUGUUCAUCUUCCAUCCUAUUUGAUCAGGAACGCGGACAGCUACAGGUUCUUACUUCCUGGUGGGUGCUUGAGACCGGGCUAA
This is a messenger RNA of Triticum turgidum subsp. durum (durum wheat), 1287 nucleotides long. The record is from the annotation of a GenBank genome assembly. NCBI's taxonomy places the organism in Eukaryota, Viridiplantae, Streptophyta, Magnoliopsida, Poales, Poaceae.